GGGGGAGGGGCCUGAGAGGCUGAGUUUGGAGAGAAAGUUGAGCCGGGUUGAUAGAUCGAUACAGGUCGAUAGAUAAACUCGAGCGCGAGAGGAGAUAACCCAGGUGAAGAAGAGGGGACAGAAUAUCGGAAACAGCGGAGAUGAUAGCCUCGCACCUGCUGGCGUAUUACGUGUCUGAGCUUCAGCAUGACCAGGCGCAGAACGUGGAUAAGUACCUGUAUCACAUGCGUCUCUCUGAGGAGAACCUCAUGGACGUCUCCAGGCGCUUCAGGAGGGAGAUGGAUAAAGGUCUGGGCAGAGACACCAACCUGACCGCCUCCGUCAAGAUGCUGCCCACCUUCGUCCGCUCCACACCUGACGGCACAGAGAGUGGAGAUUUCCUGGCGCUGGAUCUCGGCGGGACGAAUUUCCGGGUGCUGCUGGUGAAGGUUUCGGCUAACGGGAAGCAGAAGGUGGAGAUGGAGAAUCAGAUCUACGCUAUUCCCGAGACGCUGAUGAGGGGCAGCGGGUGCGAGCUCUUCGACCACAUCGCCGAGUGUCUCGCCAACUUCCUGGAUAAACUGGGCAUCAAAGACAAGAAGCUUCCUCUGGGCUUCACCUUCUCCUUCCCCUGCAGACAGACCAAACUGGACGAGAGUUUCCUGGUCUCGUGGACGAAGGGCUUCAAGUCGAGUGGCGUGGAGGGGAAGGACGUUGUGGGUUUACUGAGAAAAGCCAUUAAAAAAAGAGGGGAUUUUGACAUCGACAUUGUUGCUGUGAUCAACGACACGGUGGGAACCAUGAUGACCUGCGGGUAUGAUGAUCAUCACUGUGAGCUCGGCCUGAUCGUAGGUACGGGUACGAACGCGUGCUACAUGGAGGAGAUGCGUAACCUGGAGCUGGUGGAGGGGGACGAGGGGCGGAUGUGUGUAAAUAUGGAGUGGGGGGCGUUCGGAGACGACGGCGCCCUCGACGACCUGCGCACCGAGUUUGACCGCGAGAUCGAUGCCGGGUCCCUCAACCCCGGCAAACAGCUAUUUGAGAAGAUGAUCAGUGGGAUGUAUAUGGGUGAGCUGGUGAGGAUCAUCCUGGUGAAAAUGGCUCGAGAGGGACUGGUGUUCCAGGGCCACACCACCCCCGACCUGCUGAUCACCGGCCACUUCAAAACCAGCUACGUCUCCGCCAUCGAGAACCAGAAGGAGAAGGAGGGGCUGCUGUAUGCAGAGCAGGUUCUGAGAGGUCUGGGAUUGGACCCGUCGGCGGAGGACUGCGUGGCGGUGCAGCGCGUGUGUCACACCGUGUCGACGCGGGCGGCGCAUCUCUGCGCUGCGACGCUGGCUGCGGUGCUGCGUCAGAUCCGGGACAACAAGGCGGCGGAGAGACUGCGCACCACCAUCGGCGUGGACGGAUCCGUCUACAAGAACCACCCACAGUUUGCCCGGCGGCUGCAUAAGAUGGUGCGGCGUUUGGUGCCGGAUUGCGACGUGCGGUUCCUGCGCUCGGAGGACGGCAGCGGUAAGGGCGCGGCCAUGGUGACGGCGGUGGCGUACCGGCUGGCGGAGCAGCACGCCGAGCGGCAGCGGGUUCUGGAUACCCUGCGGCUCAGCCGGGAACAGCUGAUGGAGGUGAAGAGGAGGAUGGAGGAGGGGAUGAAGAGAGGACUCGCCCGAGACACUCACGACUCCGCCUCCGUCAAAAUGCUGCCCACCUACGUCCGGUCCACACCUGACGGAACAGAGAGAGGGGACUUCCUGGCUCUGGAUCUGGGCGGGACUAAUUUCCGGGUGCUGCUGGUUCGAGUGCGGAGCGGGAAACGCCGCAGUGUGGAGAUGCACAACAAGAUCUACACCAUCUCUCAGGACAUCAUGCAGGGAACCGGGGAGGAGCUGUUUGAUCACAUAGUUCACUGCAUUGGGGAUUUUCUGGAGUAUAUGGGACUGAAGGGGGCGUCGCUGCCGCUGGGCUUCACCUUCUCCUUCCCCUGCCAUCAGACACGGCUUGACCAGGGGAUUCUGCUGAAAUGGACUAAAGGCUUCAAGGCUACAGGCUGCGAGGGCGAGGACGUCGCCGCCCUCCUGAAAGACGCCAUUCACCGCAUGGAGGAGUUUGAUCUGGACGUGGUGGCGGUGGUGAAUGAUACGGUGGGGACGAUGAUGACGUGUGGGUAUGAGGAUCAGCGCUGUGAGGUGGGGCUGAUAGUGGGUACGGGUACGAACGCCUGCUACAUGGAGGAGAUGGAGAACGUGGAGCUGGUGGAGGGGGAUGAUGGUCUGAUGUGUGUGAAUAUGGAGUGGGGGGUGUUUGGAGAUCGGGGGGAGCUGGAUGAGUUCUGUACGCAGUUCGACGCGGCCGUGGACGAACGCUCGGCGAAUCCGGGAAAACAGAGGUUUGAGAAGAUGAUCAGUGGGAUGUAUCUGGGGGAGAUAGUGAGGAACGUGCUGCUGGACUUCACCACCAGGGGUCUGCUGUUCCGAGGAAAACUGUCUGAGAGGCUGAAGACCCGCGGAAUCUUCGAGACCAAGUUCCUGUCUCAGAUCGAGAGUGACCGGCUGGCUCUGAGGCAGGUGCGGUCGAUCCUGCAGCACCUGGGUUUGGUGAGCAGUACGUGUGAGGACAGUAUCCUGGUGAAGGAAGUGUGCAGCGUUGUUUCUCGCAGAGCGGCUCAGCUGUGCGGCGCCGGACUCGCCGCCGUCGUCGACAAAAUCCGGCAGAACCGGAACCUGGAGCAGCUCACCGUUACUGUGGGCGUCGACGGCACACUGUACAAGCUCCACCCACAUUUCUCCACCAUCAUGAGGGAAACGCUGAAGGAUCUGGCGCCCCAGUGCGACGUCUCGCUCGUCCAAUCAGAAGACGGCAGCGGGAAGGGCGCCGCCCUCAUCACGGCCGUGGCCUGUCGGCUGAGAGACGCUAAGAAGUAGCUGCAGAGACUGACUGAAGGGAUGGAAUAUAAAGGGAACGGAGGGAGAGGGAGAGAAAGGGAAUGACUUGAAAUCCGAAGGAAAAAAAUUGUGCUUCCGGAGAUUUCCGCUGUGCCACAAAAAUCACUGAUAAUCGGUUUAUUCGUCUGUGUGUGAGGGUCUGUCCGGCUACUGUCGCCUAAUUUUACAUCGUUUUUGGUUUGUUUUUUGUUUGUUUGUUUGUUUGUUUGCUGCUGAGCGAGAGGGUUAUUUAUAUGGGUGAUAUAAUGGGAAAGAAUGAUGGCUGCUGUUAAAAAUGAAAAAAAAAAAAUUGAUGCUAAUUUAUUAUGACUAUAUUGUGAAGUUUACUGUACCGACCGAUGACUGUAUACAAGCAUGGUUGCCGUGGUUUUAUUCCCUUUCCUUCUAUAGAAAUUAAGCCAAAAUUAAAGUCCCCCAGGUUGUUAAAUUUGCAAUUAGAGUUACUGAGCGCAGAGAAGUAGAGAAGAGAGGCGGAGUCAGGUUCACUUUGUAUUUUAUUUUUAUUUGGUGUGAUUGUCUCAGACUGCCUUCAUUGAGCUUACAGGUUUACAGUUUUAGUGCAGUUCAUAUAUUUUACUACCAAACCAUAUACCAAAUUUUUCAUACUAUAAGGCGGAUUUUAUGCGACACUAUAUAAGGAACUUCUAGUUCAGCAGGUUUUGCCGCUGGGUGGUGGUGGGGUGGUAGCUAAGUAAGCUAAGCUAAGUAAACAAAACUGUAAUAAACUCAAACAAGCACUGGAUGUUAAUCUACACACAUGUCUCUCUUAAAAACUGUUUAUUUGAGUGAGUAAAGCACUUCUGUUUAUUUUACAGUAAACUUAGGCUGCCAAAUUUCUCCAGAACUAAGGCUGGAGCAUUAGCGGCUAACCGCUCCUGCAAGUGCUAGCCGGGGUUAGGAGCAAGCUACAGGCUGUUAGUACUCCCCUCUGAAUGGGGAACUAGCAGUUAGCAGCUAAUGCUAAUCCUAAUCCUGUUCCAGCAGUGCUAGCCAGGGUUAGCAGCAAGCUACAGGCCAAUAUACUCACCUCUGAAUGGUGAAAGAGCUAACUAGCGCUUAGAGUGGUUAGCGGCUAAUGCUAAUGCUGCAAAUUACAGUACUGGAACUACAGCUCUGUUUACUUUGUUUACUCAAUUUACUCUAUUUACAGCUGAGACAAGCCAAAGCUACUAUGCCUAGCUUUAGCCCCCGAUCUGCUGUGAGGAAAUUAAUAAAAGAAGAAAAAAUUAACGUAUUAAAUUUUAUUUCCAUCUCGAUAAAGAAAAAAGCUGUAAAUAUGACAAACAUUGACUACCAAGGCUAAGAUACUCAAAUACUAACAACCAAGACCAGUUAAUUUAUCACUAAAUCUAUUUAUGCUAAUGUUAGCUUGUGGGCUAAUUAACAGCCAGUUAACAUUAGAUCACAUUAGGCUAUUAGCUAGUUAGCAUUAGCAUCAACAACAACAAACAACAAGAUAUUUCGAGUAGCAACUCAAUUCAAAUCUACUACUCAACUGGCUAGAGUUAAUCACGUCAUAUAUUCCCUAAGUGUAGCCCCGCCUCCCUCUUACGAUAAUAUAGCAGAAUAAAUAUGUUUUAUUUCUAAAUAUGAUUUCUGUGGGAAAUAUUAAUAUAUUAGCACUGAGAAAGCUAACUGUUGGAAUUGUUGAAACACAGUUGGGGAAAUGGGCGGGGCUGUUUUGUCAUUAAAAUUUAUGAAGAUGGGUGGAGCUACCCAUGGUAAUACUGCAACCAGCCAGCAGAGGCGCUAGACCUGUCCAUGAUUUUAUACAGUCAUUGGUACUGAAACAAGAGCCACAAGAGGAUUUGUUUAGUGUGUAUGUGUGUAUGUGUGUGUGUGUGUGUAGGAGUGUGUGUGUGUGUGUGUGUGUGUGUGAUGCAGGUGUCAUGGCUGACCAGUUCUCCAGACGAGCUUUGGCCGCUUUUCCACUGCAGGUUCUGAACAGCUUGGUCCAGGUUGAGCUAAGCACCAAAACCGCUCGGUGGGAGGAGUUAAUGACUGAGGGAUCUGCUGAUUGGCUAGCUGGGCCUUCCUAACACUGCGGAAGGCCAGUUGCAAGCGUGCUAACACUGUGGUAGUGAUGCUUGAUGUCAACGGUAGACGGUGUGCUUUUGCUAUGGUUACGAUAUUGGAUAAGGUUGGUUGCGAUGUGAUGAGGCUGGUAGCCAGCGUGCUAACACAAUGGUAGUGAUAUAGAAUGAGGUUGGAAGCCAGCGUGCUAACACUGUGGUAGUGAUGUAGAAUGAGGCCGGUAGCCAGCGUGCUAACACUGUGGUAGUAAUGCUGGACGAUACCAGUAGCCAGCGUGCUAUUGCUUUGGUUGCGAUGUUUGAUGAGGCUGGUAGCCAGCGUGCUAACACUGCGGUAGUGAUGUAGAAUGAGGCCGGUAGCUAGCACUUUAAGCCUGUGGUAGCGAUGCUGGACAACACUGGUAGCCAGCAUGCUAGCAUGCUAACUUGAAAUCAGGUAGAGAUAGUAAUGUAGAAUGAGGCUGGUAGUCAGCGUGCUAACACUGUGAUCGUGAUGCUCGACAACACCUGUAGCUGUCACACUAUUGCUACGGUUACGGAUAAGGUUGCCAGCGUGCUAACACUGAGGUAGCGAUGUUUGAUGAGGCUGGUAGCAGCAUGCUAACACUGAGUUAGCGAUGUAGAAUGAGUCCUGUAGCCAGCGUGCUAACAGUGAGGUUGUGAAGUGGGACACGGCCUAUAGCUAGUGUGCUAACACUGUGGUAGUGAUGUAGCGUGCUAACUCUGGUGCUAACCAGAAGCCAGCCUGCUAUUGCUAUGGUUACGAUGUUGGAUAAGGUCAGUAGUGAUGUGUGAUGAGGCUGGUAGCCAGAUGAUAGCACUGUUGUAGAGAUGUAGAAUGAGGCCGGUAGCCAGCGUGCUAACACUUUGCUAUCGAUGGUGGACAACACCAGCGCUACUGCUACGGUUACGAUGUUGGAUAAGGUCGGUAGUGUUGUGUAAUGAGGCUGGUAGCCAGCGUGCUAACACUGUGGUAGUGAUGUAGGAUGAGGCUGGUAGUCAGCACGCUAAUACUGGAUGACACCUGUAGCCGGAAUGCUAGCAUGCUAACUUGCUAACUUGAAAUCAGGUCUGUUUAGCAACACAGUGAAUUGAAAAAGAAACCAGAACCACGCUGACGGGUCAGAACCGGGACAGAACCGUACUGUACUGUGGAAAAGUGGCCACUGCGUCUGGAUUAGCAGAACACCAUUAACUCUUAAAAACCCAGUGAAGCUUCCAGAACUUUUUACUCAACAGUUACUGAAUUAUGAAUUAAAGUUACUGAAUAUAUAUAAAGUUAUGUGAUAACAGAUUAAUAAUCCUGAGUAAAAGCUGAUGUCAGUAUUCUCCCGCUGGAGCUCCAUCAUCUCCUGAUCUUCACCCUCCAGAGUGUUGAUGUUUAUUUAAUCUGAUUACAGCAAUAAUAAAGAAUUCUGAACUCUU
This is a messenger RNA of Astyanax mexicanus (Mexican tetra), 6379 nucleotides long. It is a transcript of the gene hk2, whose product is annotated as hexokinase 2. The record is from RefSeq and is a predicted model, not a curated record. Gene Ontology annotation, molecular function: glucokinase activity; D-glucose binding; ATP binding. The transcript has 18 exons. NCBI's taxonomy places the organism in Eukaryota, Metazoa, Chordata, Actinopteri, Characiformes, Acestrorhamphidae. Gene Ontology annotation, biological process: intracellular glucose homeostasis; glucose 6-phosphate metabolic process; glycolytic process. The coding region runs from base 141 to 2900 and encodes 919 amino acids. Gene Ontology annotation, cellular component: mitochondrion; cytosol.